AUGUACAGAAGAUUGUUAAUAAAUAUACAUCAGGUUCGAAAUGGAUUAAUUCAUGCACAGAAGACACGAACACCCUCCGUAAAAUGUAAAGAAAAUGAGGGUUUUGCUCACACGUUUUGGACCACAGGUUCAACAAGCCACAGGCCAUUAGGAACCAGUAGCAUCUGUUUUAGUGACAAUAAAGAGAGCUCCACAUCCCUGUCAGAUGACAAAGAAAAGAGACGAGAAGAGAAUGAGGCUAAAGCUGAAGUUGGCACUGAUGGCCAGAGGAACACAGAAAUUAAAAAGGGCCCGGAUAUAUCAAAUACAGCUUUGACAUCAGAACUAGAGACUGAAGUAGAGUUGAAACCUAAGGAAAUCAAGAAACCUGAAAAAGAGAAAACUGGGAAGGAGAGUCUUCUGGAGCUGCUUGGGGCAAUGAAGGUGGAUGUCACUACUGUGCGUAAAGUGAGACCCCCAAGGUUUCCUCGAAUCAGUGAAAAACCCAGCACAGACCAAAUGGAAAGCACACAGAGCAUGUUUCAGGAUGCCAUGGCUGAGGGUUCGAAACAGCGCGAGACCUUGAAUCCAGCGCUGGUUGCUGCAGCUUCUGCAGCUGCGUCCACGUUGCCAAACAGCCAACAGGUGGAGUCAGAGCUCCUCCAGCAGCUGAGGAAACAUGAAGCAGAACCGGACGCUCAGAGAGCCGACAGACAGAACAUAGGAGACAUAAUUGCUGAUAUGAAAGUUGGGAAAAGGCAGAUGGGCAGAUCAAACAGCAGGCCCAGCAAUCAGAUCCGCUUUGAUGAUGACGGACAGGGCUAUACAGAAGACAGAAGCAUUACCAGUGAACUGAUGAAUGGAAUUCACAGAAGGAAGAACUCCUUCACUGGCAAGAGGUUAAACAUCUUCUCUCCAGGUAUGGAGCAAGAAUCGUCAGAAAUGGGCCCGACCCUUUGGGAUAUUGAUUUAGCGAAUCAAAUUGUUCAGUCGACAAAUCAGAUGCCUCGUAAUGGCUUUGAGGAGAUGAUGCAGUGGACCAAAGAGGGCAAACUCUGGCAAUACCCAAUCAACAAUGAGGCUGGUCUGGAUGAGGAGGCGAGCGUACCCUUCCAUGAGCACGUGUUCCUGGAGAAGCACCUGGAAUCGUUUCCCCGGCAGGGUCCAGUCAGGCACUUCAUGGAGCUUGUAAUCACAGGCCUCUCAAAGAAUCAUCACCUCACAGUUCAACAGAAACAGGAGCAUAUCGCCUGGUUUAGAGACUACUUCCAGCAGAAAGAUGAUGUAAUGAAAGAGGCUCAAGCGUAA
This is a messenger RNA of Danio rerio (zebrafish), 1287 nucleotides long. It is a transcript of the gene mrps31, whose product is annotated as mitochondrial ribosomal protein S31. The record is from RefSeq and is marked provisional. Lineage: Eukaryota; Metazoa; Chordata; Actinopteri; Cypriniformes; Danionidae. Gene Ontology annotation, molecular function: structural constituent of ribosome. Gene Ontology annotation, cellular component: mitochondrion; mitochondrial small ribosomal subunit.